UCUUCUCUGCCAAACAUUGCAGAUAACAAAGGUGAUUUUGGACACGUGUCAUCCGCUGAGAACUCCUUCCGUCUGUCCGGAAGAGUAAGAGAGCUUACCGUCUGAGAUUGAUUGUAGGAGAGAGAGAGAGAGAGAGAGAGAGAGAGUUCAAUCAAGGAUUGGAAAGAAUCCUCUCGCCCGGAAAUAAAAAUGUCAGCGGCUUCUUCUUCUUCUUCUUCUCUGUGGUGGAUGGCAUCUCUGAAAUCUGAAUUCAACAAGGGAUUUCAACAAGCUACUCUUCUGAGGUUUCCCAAGUCUUCACCUGCCAUUACAAGGUCUUCCUCCUCAUCUGCAGUGAAGGCAUCAGCACGUGUUGACAAGUUCUCAAAAAGUGACAUUAUUGUUUCUCCUUCGAUUCUCUCUGCUAACUUUGCAAAGUUGGGCGAGCAGGUUAAAGCAGUGGAGGUGGCUGGAUGUGAUUGGAUUCAUGUUGAUGUAAUGGAUGGGCGAUUUGUGCCAAAUAUCACCAUUGGCCCUCUUGUUGUUAAUGCCUUGCGUCCAGUAACAGAUCUUCCAUUGGAUGUGCAUUUGAUGAUUGUGGAACCUGAGCAGCGGGUACCAGAUUUUAUCAAGGCUGGAGCAGACAUUGUUAGCGUUCACUGUGAGCAGUCUUCCACUAUCCAUUUGCAUCGGACAAUUAAUCUAAUUAAAAGUCUGGGAGCAAAAGCUGGAGUGGUUUUAAACCCCGGGACUCCACUAAGUGUCAUUGAAUAUGUGCUUGAUGUGGUAGAUUUGGUCUUAAUUAUGUCAGUAAAUCCUGGUUUUGGCGGGCAGAGCUUUAUUGAAAGUCAAGUCAAGAAAAUCUCAGACUUGAGAAGGUUAUGUGCUGAGAAGGGUGUAAACCCAUGGAUCGAAGUGGAUGGUGGAGUCGGACCAUCAAAUGCAUAUAAGGUCAUUGAGGCUGGAGCAAAUGCUUUGGUUGCAGGUUCUGCUGUCUUUGGAGCUAAAGAUUAUUCUGAAGCUAUUAAAGGCAUCAAGACUAGCAAAAGGCCUGCAGCUGUUGCGGUGUGAAGUGUGCAUUUCUCCAAAAGAAUGAAUUCUACAGGUAAUAAGUCAUGGUGAUUGGAGUGGAGAAGUAUAUUGCAGGCCUGGUAUGGGUGCUAGGUGUAUCUGUUUCUACUUCUGCCCAAAUUCCAUGGUGCAAGUUCAUGUUGCAUAUUUUAUAUCAAUUUGACUGUUGCUGCUGAUUUGCAUCUCUUCCAUGCGUCUAUUGCUACUCUUUUAAUGAUGCCUUUGGGUGGUUCCCACAUCCCCUUCUCUUGUGACCUCAUGAGAUUUGGAUUAUAGAUGUUCAGAGAUCCUUCUACAGUUA
This is a messenger RNA of Magnolia sinica, 1351 nucleotides long. Its product is annotated as ribulose-5-phosphate-3-epimerase, chloroplastic. Lineage: Eukaryota; Viridiplantae; Streptophyta; Magnoliopsida; Magnoliales; Magnoliaceae. Gene Ontology annotation, biological process: pentose-phosphate shunt, non-oxidative branch; pentose-phosphate shunt; carbohydrate metabolic process. Gene Ontology annotation, cellular component: cytosol. The record is from RefSeq and is a predicted model, not a curated record. Bases 190 to 1050 code for a protein of 286 amino acids. The transcript has 9 exons. Gene Ontology annotation, molecular function: metal ion binding; D-ribulose-phosphate 3-epimerase activity.